UGAACCACAGUGGACUGAAAAGGGGGUUAAGAAUAGGGUUGAUUCGUUUUAAAAGGCGAGAAUAAUAGCAUAUUAUGAAAAAAAGUAAUACAGUAAAAUUGGAUAAAGUGGAUCAAAGCUGUGAUCCUUAAAGUACGCAGCUCCACUGGUGGUUUCCAGAAUCUGCUUUUACCGGAAGAACACACAGCAGACGCGUGGCGCGCAGUCCAUGCUUAGUUGGAACCGGUCACAUCUUGGCAAAAAUGGCCCCAAAAACCAUAAAAAUGGCGAUAUUGGCCGCGUUAGAAGAUCUGGAGGAUGCAGACUUGGAGAAGUUCUGUUCCCAGCUGUUGGAUCACAAAGGAAAGCGCGUCCGGACGAGUUGGGUGAUGGGAAAGAGCCGCGUCCACAUUUCAUCGGUCCUGGUUCAAACUUACGCCGAGAAAGGCGCGGUAAAGGUGGUUCUGGAGACUCUGAGAGACGCCGGGUUCGAGCAGAGAGCAAAAAAAUUUGAAAAAGCCACAAGAAAUUUCACCAAAACCAAAAGGAAAACCAAAGCUAGAGGAGCCUCAGGUGCAGCAGCCAGUGGACCUGUCCUGAAAUCAGAUGAACACUUCAUUGAUAAGCACCGAUAUGAACUGAUCGAUCGAGUGAGCAAUAUUGAUGGAAUUCUGGAUGAUCUCCUGCAGGCGGGAGUCAUCAAACAGGAAAUGUAUGACAAAAUCAGAGCCAGAUCGACUACUCAGGACAUGAUGAGGGACCUGUACAGUGGUCCACUGAAAGCUGAUGUAGCCUGCAAAGACAUCUUCUACAACAGCCUCAAGAAAAAUGAGAAAUACCUUAUGAAUGAGAUCAAAAGCAAAAGCAAAGCCAGAGGAGCCUCAGGUGCAGCGUCCAGUGAACCUGACAGGGCAGGAGUUAAACACUUCAUCGAUAAGCACCGACAUGAACUGAUCGAUCGAGUGAGCAAUAUUGAUGGAAUUCUGGAUGAUCUCCUGCAGGCGGGAGUCACUGAACAGGAAAUGUGUGUCAAAAUCAGAGCCAGAUCGACUACUCAAGACAUGAUGAGGGACCUGUACAGUGGUCCGCUGAAAGCUGGUAAAGCCUGCAAAGACAUCUUCUACAACAGCCUCAAGAAAAAUGAGAAAUACCUUAUGAAUGAGAUCAAAAGCAAAAGCAAAGAUGCAGAAGAUGAGAUGGACUCCUCUGAGGCUGAAGUUUACACGGUGAAUGUGGAUGAAGAGGACACAGCUCCUUCUACAGAGUCUGGUCUUCUAAGGCGGGGUUUGGUACAUCCAGGAGGCAUUGGUAAACCAGGACCUUCUGAUCCACAGCCUAUGAUCCGUGAUUGGGAAGUCCCUCAGACAUUCACUGAAAUCCCAAUGCAUCAUCAAGUGGAGACAGAGGAGGACACAUCAGAGUCUUGUCCGUCCACUUCAGACUCAGACCUGAAGGAGUCUGAGGACAGCGUAGAGGACUGUGCGGAACGAGACCCUCACACCAAUCCUGAAGAUCCAGAGAAGCAGCAGCUCGUCUGCGCAGAGGCUCAGGCUGGAACGUCCAACUGGGAGGAGUUCAUACCUAAAGUAUCAGCUGAGUCUGGACUCACUUCAUACAGCAACUUUAAGGAGUUCACACCUGUGACUGUGGGUGAAAUGGAUGAAGCCUACAGGUUCCAGUCCUUGUGUCCAGGUCUGUACCAGUGCAGUGUGACGGGCCUGGUGUUUGGCAUGGAGACAGACGGGGUCGUGGUCUACAGGACUGUCCCCUGGGACCGCAGGAUGCUGGACCAGUAUCACAAGAAGCCUGCAGGACCCCUGUUUGACAUCACAUGUGUGGAUAAGUCAGUGGUUCAGCUUCAUCUCCCACACUGUGAGCUCCGCUCCACAGGUGGAUGGGACUUCCUGUCGGUCGCUCAUGUGGAAGACGACGGGAGCGUCCAGUUUAUCCGUCCUCAGAAGAUAACAGAAACCCAUGUGGUCAUCAGCAUCACAGGGUUCUCUCCUGUGGGUAACGUCAAAGAUAAGGCCUCCCCUCCUGAUCCGGUCCGAGCCUUGGUGUUGCUCUUCUUCAGGCCUUCACCUGAUCCUGAUCUUAAAUCUGUGCUAAAUGUGUUGCUGCUUCCAAAGAAUGUUUCCCUUCCUGAAGUUAAGCGAAGCAGGAGGGAGAUGGUAGGAGAUGAGAUCUACAUAGAGAUGUCCUCUCACUGUAAACUCAAACCAGAGCAGUUUUACACUCUGACCACCAGUCCUGAAGACUCAGGCAAAGUUCAACCAGACGACGCUGAGUUUUGUGAGGAUUCAUACGACAAUUACAUCCCAACGUUUCAGGUGUUUUUGAACACAGGCGUGAAACAUUUGAACCUGGUUUUAAAGGACAAACAAAGCUCCCACAGUGUCUGGGAAAGAGGAGUUUUUCUUUCACCCACUGGAGUAAACGUAUCUUCCAGAUCCAGAUCUGGGAUGGAUGCAGUGAAUGUGAUGCAGAUCCAAGCAGACAAAGCUCAUUUUGUCAUCGACACAGUGAGGAGGAAAGAUGCAAAAGAUGAGAUGGACUCCUCUGAGGAUUCUUCAGUGAGCUUCAUCCGGGACCACAAGAUGGAUCUCAUCACUUGCCUGGGGGCGGAUCGCCUCAUUCUGCAACUCGCCCAACAGAACAAAGUAAUCACAGACACAGAAUACAGAAAGAUCAAGUCCAUCCCCUCAAAGGAUGACGCUGUGACGGAACUGAUCGACGUGGUGAUGCAUAAAGGACCAGAUCGCUGCCGUUCCUUCCUGCAGAUUCUCAAAGAGCCAAAGGUUGUCGAGACAUACCCGCUACUCGAAGAAAUUAUGAAAGACUGGAAAUGAAGCAAGACAUAAUUAAAAAGACUUUUAAGAGUUGUUUUCUUUACAUAGGCAUUAAUUGAUAAAGGAAAUGAACAAUGUGAUGAAUAAAAAUCCCCACAGUGCAGGAACUGAAGAGUUUGAAGCUCAAAGUUUCUCCAAAUGUUUAAAUAAAGGCUGACUCUUUAAU
Sphaeramia orbicularis (orbiculate cardinalfish) is the source of this 2994-nucleotide messenger RNA. RefSeq lists its product as uncharacterized. Lineage: Eukaryota; Metazoa; Chordata; Actinopteri; Kurtiformes; Apogonidae. Gene Ontology annotation, biological process: regulation of apoptotic process; innate immune response; inflammatory response. The record is from RefSeq and is a predicted model, not a curated record. Bases 243 to 2828 code for a protein of 861 amino acids. The transcript has 14 exons.